CCUUGAUGUCGCCAUUGGACCAUGCACCUAUAAAAACUCAAUGGACCUUUGAACUUCAGCCGAUCCUUUUACUCCUACCCUCCUCUGGCUCCCCCUUUUACAUCUUCUCUAGAAACCCACGCUCUUCUCCGCUUACGAACUUUCCCUCGGACGUUUCCUCGUAUUUCUGCAAACAAUCUUUGGUUCCUAAAAGGGAUGUCCUCCAACAAUGUGCCAUUUGACCAAUCGCCACCAUUCAUCAUCACGCAGCCUAACUACAACCCCCAGUCUGGGAGUGCCCACGGCUCGGUAGGACCAGUUGUGGCAGUGCUCGUAGUGGUAGCUGUCCUCGGCAUGGUGGCAGCUAUCAUCGGCCGGCUCUGCACAGGCAAGAGAAUCAUGGGGUACGGCCACAAUUGCAAUAUGGAGAGCUGGGCCGAGACCAAGUGCUCGUCCUGCAUUGACGGGCGGAUCCAUGUCCCACCCCCGAGGUCUAGGACGGUCGGCGGCAAUGCACAGGCAUCAGUGCUGACCCCGGUCCAAGCCCAGGCGGCGCACCAGGAGACUGAGCAGAGCGAUCAGCAUUCUCCUCACAUUGUGCCUCCCAAUGCUUGUUCUUGAGUGUCUCUUAUGAAUGUAAUAGGUACAUGUUACCUCCUAAGCUCAUUGUUUAGGAUGUAGAUUAUGAAGCAUUGCUUGGCCUUAUUAUCUCGAUCGACCGAGUUAUUUUCCUACUCCUCUGGUGCAGAAGAAUACAAGAUUUCCAUUACUUUUGCCAUCGCAGUCCCAUAACCACUGGAACCAUCGGACCUUCUACAAUUACUAGCUCGGGAUUGGAACAUCGUGCUCGAAAACGAGAGCUAGUAUUUACUAGAUCAAGAUUUGUCUGAAAAUUCAAAACUAAGUUAUUGGAUCUGCAAGAUAAUAAUACUUCAUGAGAUCAGAUGGACCACUGCCGCAGAGAAGGUGGCCAGGGCUGACAAUUAGGGGCCAUACCCCCUCAAAUCAUGUGGGCCCUGUCGUAUCAAGAUUUUGUAAUUUGUUCCUUGGAAAUUCGAUUCCAUAUCCUAUUAGGAAAUGCCGAUGCUCUGCCUCUCUGUUGCUGCAUGCUCGAGAUCAA
Molecule: messenger RNA, 1099 nt
Organism: Punica granatum (pomegranate)
Lineage: Eukaryota; Viridiplantae; Streptophyta; Magnoliopsida; Myrtales; Lythraceae
Source: RefSeq, a predicted model, not a curated record